Molecule: messenger RNA, 640 nt
Organism: Cetraspora pellucida
Lineage: Eukaryota; Fungi; Glomeromycota; Glomeromycetes; Diversisporales; Gigasporaceae
Source: the annotation of a GenBank genome assembly
AAAAAAUCUUAUUCUGCAUGGUGUCAAGAAUGUGGAACUACUUAUUUUGAAAAUAAUUUUAUUAAUUGGACUAGUGGAAAUCAAAAAAUUGAUGAGAUUAUAAAAGUAACACAGAUGAAUUCAAAAAUUGCAAUUGACUUUGUGGAAUGGAUUCCAUAUGAACAGUUUGAAAAUAUAGAAAAGAUUUGUCAGGGUGGAUUUGGAACUAUUUAUAGUGCAUUUUGGAUACAAGGACCACUUUAUAUGUUUACAAAUGAAUUUAAAAGAAUUGGAAAAAUUCAUGUUGCACUAAAAAGUGGAAUUUCACCAGAAAAUUUGAAGGAGCUUCAUAUGCAUAUAAAAGGCAGUACAACUUUUUACUCAACUAGAAUUGGGUAUGAAACUAAAAUGUCACCAAUCCUUCGCUGUUAUGGUCUUACUAAAUGUCCUACUACUGAGGAAUAUAUGCUCGUAAUACAAUUUGCAAAUGAUAGUGAUUUGCUAAAAUAUUUGUCCAAAAAUUUUAAUCAGAUGAAAUGGCUUGAAGAUAAAUUGCCAAUUCUUGCUAAUAUUGCAAAUGGCCUGAAAAUUAUUCAUAAGGAAGGUUUAAUUCAUCGUGAUCUACAUUGUGGAAAUAUUUUAAUUAAUAAUGGCACAGCUU